Messenger RNA from Macrosteles quadrilineatus (aster leafhopper), 1415 nucleotides. Its product is annotated as facilitated trehalose transporter Tret1-like. Gene Ontology annotation, molecular function: transmembrane transporter activity. Gene Ontology annotation, biological process: transmembrane transport. The transcript has 2 exons. NCBI's taxonomy places the organism in Eukaryota, Metazoa, Arthropoda, Insecta, Hemiptera, Cicadellidae. The record is from RefSeq and is a predicted model, not a curated record. Gene Ontology annotation, cellular component: membrane. Bases 33 to 1415 code for a protein of 460 amino acids.
CUCCGGAGUUGACCUCCGACCUCGCAGGAGGGAUGCCCCUCAACAUCUGGCCACGCCAGCCCCAGACUCUGGCUGUCGUCCGGCAAUUUAUUGUUGCUGGUUCAGCCUCUCUAUCGUUUGCGGCCGCUGGUAUGGCCUCAGCCUGGCCGUCGCCCACUCUCCCCAAGAUAGUCUCCCACGACGCCCCUGUCUCGCUAAACCUUAUUGAGAUGUCAAGGAUGGUGUCGCUUUACUAUGUGGGCAACCUAGUCAGCUGCCUUCCCAUGAGUUACCUGGCAGACAACUUCGGCCGCAAGAAAAUCCUCCUGUACUCCAGCCUGUUCACCAUACUCUCAUGGUUGAUAAUUCUCAUCGCCACGAGCGCAGUGCACUUGUACAUCGCAAGGUUUUUAGCUGGUAUACAACUGGGAGCUAUAGCUACCGUACAUUCUAUCUACAUUGGUGAAAUAUCUCUCCCCGAAGUUAGAGGGUCGUUAUCCGUUUUGAACCAUUUCAUGGUGUCUGCCGGUGCUCUUAUAAUGUUCGUUGUCGGUCCAUUUGUUUACUACUACGAUUUGGCGUUGAUUUCACUCGUGUUUCCACUUUUGUUUAGUCUAACGUUUGCAGCGAUGCCAGAGUCUCCUUAUUACUACAUGAUGAAAGAACAACCUGAGUUGGCAAGAAAAUCACUAUUUUGGCUUCGAGGUGGCAUCAACAAUAUAGAGCUGGAUAUGGAACUGAAACAAAUCGAGUCCUUUGUUAAUUCAGAAUUAAAAAAUAAAAGUUCUUUCAAAGAAAUAUUUGUGUCCGAGGCACCGAGGAAAGCUAUUAUUAUAAGCAUAGUUUUCACCACAAUGAAAAUUCUAUCAGGCUUUGUAGCAAUAAAUGUGUUUGCGUCGAUGACGUUGCCCCAUAGAUCGUUCGGGGUCUUGGAUCCCAACGAGUGUGUUAUUAUUCUAGGAGCAGUUAACUUGGUAUCGUCACUGCUGAUGGUUUGUAUAACAGACAUGUUCGCUCGCAAGCUACUACUUUACAUAUCCUGUACAGGGUGCGGCCUUACAAUGUUGGUAGUCUCAAUUUGGUAUUUCCUAGACGAAAAAACUUCGGUAAAUACAAGGAGUACAAACUAUUUACCAUUCACUAUGUUUCUUGUUCACGUUGUUCUUUACAACAUAGGGUGUGGAAACUAUCCGGGGUGUAUUAAAAGUGAACUCUUCCCUUCUCACGUUAAAACUAAAUCUUGUGCCCUAACAAACGUUAUAUUUGGGAUAGUAAGUUUUGUAGUUAUUAGGUUCUACUUGGUUGUUGCUGACCGGGAAGGUUUAUAUAUUAAUUUUAUUGUUUUCGCAAUAAGUUGCUUCCUUACUGUGAUAUUCACCGUAUAUUAUGUACCAGAAACCAAAGGAAAGACAUUACAAGAAAUACCAGUGGCGUAA